AUUUUACACAACACUGUCCCUUUAAAUCCAGUGUUUUUCCUUUGUUAUGCAUGUGUCUCCAAAUAUCUACGCUGUUCCUGAGCACCAUGUGUAUGAGGAAGCUGGAGGAGUCCAGAUCAGGGAAAAUGAUCAUUUCUCUAGAAUCAGAUUCUAGAGCAAUGAUCUCGUCUAGUUACAGAUAAUUCAUUCUGUUUACUUCAGACUGAUCAGUGACCCCUGACCCCUAGCUUAACCCAGCAUCUCUGAACACAGCAACAGAAGCCUUCAUUCAGCCCUGCUGGAGGUUAGCAGUGUAACCAUGUGCUGCCUGCUGCCCCCCAUCUCUUCAUUGUUGCUUCUGUAAAUAUUAGUUAAUAAAACUCAGCCAUGCCUCCCCCCACCCCCUGCUUUAACUCCUGCCGUUGCUGCCUGAUCUCAGUUAUUCUUUGGAAUGCUGGGAACGCCAAAUGAACUUCCCAGUCGCUCGGACAUUACUGGAUAUUUCGCUGUAAUUAAGAAGAAGAGGUUCAGGAAGGAUGAAUAGCUCCUGCGUCGGCUGUCUGAAAGGUCUGGUGGUGUCUCUCCACUUCCUCUGCUGGCUGUGUGGAGCCUUCGUGGUGGCCUUCGGGGAAUUCCAGAUGAUGCACUCCAGGUUCGCCUCUCUGGUCACCACCUUCUGGCCCAUCUACCCUGCCAACACGCUUGUAGUGACCGGUACCAUCGUCACCUGCGUUUGUUACCUGGGAGUACUGGGAGGCUUGAAGGAGAACCGCUGCAUGCUCACCACUUUUUAUGUUCUGCUGUUCAUCCUGAUGCUGGUGGAGCUGGCCAUGGCCUGUGUGUUCUUCGUCUACAACAGAGAGAUCGACACAUACUUUGAGAAGGACCUGACCCACAGCUUGGAGGUCUACAUGGAGUCUGGCCCAGAGGGGAACAAAACCAUUAAGGAGGAUUUUGAUUCCGUCCAAUACCUGUUUAAGUGCUGUGGAGUUCACGGCCCAGAUGACUGGAAGGGGAAAGCUCCGCUGUCCUGCUGCACCACGGAUCCCUGCAACAUCGCUGACCAGCCCAACUGGCAGGAGGGCUGCCUGGUGAAACUCAGGAACUGGUUUGCUUCAAACUACCUCAGCACUGCGUCAGGAGUGGUCACCAUGUUCAUUAUUCAGUUCGUGUGCCUGAGCGUCACCGUCCCUCUGUUCUGCCACUUCAGGCGAAGAGGACUUGGUUACAAGUGAGAAAACGCUCCAUGGACCAACUUAGAAAAUCGUUCACGCCAACAAUGUCAUCUGGAUCCUAUGAAAGUGUUGCCUGUCACCCAGAAAGAUAACACAUGGGAGGGAUGGUAGUGUAGUUCUAAUUAUUGAUUUUGAGUUUCCAGCAUGGUCCAUACUCCACAUUUCAUCACUUUGCUGAUUUAAAAAGCUCCUCUGAAAUGUAGCAGCUCUUAAUGCUGAAGCACAAAAUCAUAUUCAUGCCCACAGGUUUCAACCGAGACUUUGCUAGGGUGACUGUGAAUCUAAGAAUUUCUAAUCAGUUCUCACAAAGCUUUUACUUGGUAUUGAGCUUUUCAGAGGCCACAGGAAAAUCCUGAUAAGAGUCAACAUGAUUCUUAUCAUGUUUAAUAAUGAUAAGUAUCAUUAUUAAACAUGAUUCUCAUUAUGUUUAACUCAUUAUUGGCUCCUUCAGCUGAUCUUCUGUGUAUUAGUUUGGCUGCUCCUGCUCCUGAUUCCUAAACAAAUCUGAGAAUGGGAAGUUCAAAGGUCACAUGAGUCUAUUAAACUGUGUUCAGUCUGAAAGUGCUUUUCAUGGACUGUAAUGUGUCAAAUGUUGUGUUUUUUCUAAAUUGUUUAAAACAUUAUUACAAAAAUAUUAAAAGUUAGAUUAAUGGCAUGACUGUUAGAAAUGUCAUCUUUGAAUUUCAGUGCAUCUUUCUGUCAACCUAAAAGGUUCAGAUUGUUUUACAGUUUUUCUCGAUUGCUUACAGACCUUUUCUGGAAAUUUUAACACAAGUCAAAAGCAUAACCCUACGAUUCUGCAAAUUGAAACUUUACAUUCAAAACAAUCGUAUUUCUUCUCAAAAUUGUAUUUUGUUUUCAGAUGACACACACAAACCAUCAUAUGAAUACACAUUUCUAAGAACCAGAUGAACAGCAGCAUAAUUGGUUCAGGAUUGGUGCAUGAGUUACAUAAUGUCUCAAAUACCAGUGUUUGUGUGGAAACUAUCGAGAAAAACUGAGUGAGGCUCUAUGCAGUUGUUAUCAUUAAUAGUUUUCUUACCUGUAGUAGACAGGGAGUCACUGCGAGUUAAUAAAAAAACCAAGAACUCUUCAGAGUGGUGGAAUGCUAACUGCUAGCCAGUAGGCCAACAGCUUUCAUAGCUAAAGGUUCAUGUUGCUGUCAGGUUAAGCUGGUCGAUGCUGCAGUAAAACCUGCAGUCAGUUCUAAAUCUGCUAAUAUCAGCUUGCAGACUCAGUAAAAGUAUUUCCACAUGAAGAGACUGAAGUUUUUGAGUGACAAUUUUAACAACUGUCUCUCGUGAAAGUGGAAACAUUUCAUGUCUGUUAGAGUUUUAUCCCAACACUCAUUUAACUUCAGCUAAUAGCAGAAGCUAUCUGGCUAGCAGUUAGCCUUCUAUCACUGAUGUUUGUCUACUACAUAUAUCUGAACCAUGUCUUUAAAACAUUAUAUUUACCUCUAAGUAGUCUUAGAAAAACUCAUAUUUUUGUCAUUACUGCAUGUAUGUUUUGCUGAUUUAAUUUGAUUUUGUGCAUCAAAAUGAACAGCUUCAUUCGACAGACUGUAAAACAGGAGUUCAGCUGGUAGUUUACCAGGGAGCUAAAUGGACUAUGUGCUUUGAAAUGUGGCUUGUUUUGUGUGACUGACAUUAUUUUUAGAUUGUUAGUUAUGUAGAUAAUCAGCAGAGGAAACCUGGCCUUGUCGGGUCUGAGCAGCUUCUGCUGAACCGGAUCACAGACAGACACUCAGGCCGUCUGGUGACUGUCUGCCAGCAUCAGCUGUUCAGUCAGGUAAUAUUUUAACAAACAUGGGAAAAAAAUACUUUAGUAGUUUUAAAGAAUGUUUUGUUCAUGGAACCCGUAUGAUUUUGGGACUCUUGUUUGUGUGAACAACAUGAUUAGCUAACAGCCUGUCGGUGACGGUGAACCCAUAUGGGGCCCGACGGCAGCAUGUGAUAAAAAGUCCUUCAUUAUGUGCAUGAGGCGUGACCAAAAUAAAUAAACAAGUAAAAGUCUCUCACUGAUUUCUUGUUUGAUGUCAGUUGGUUCGGUAUCAUGGUUCUUCUAACUGACACAAUAUUCUUGAUUUGUCUUCAGGUAAAGAACCUUUUUUAUAGGAAAUAAAUUGUUGAAACCUGCAGACGUCUAAAGCUCUUCAAUAAAGAUGGACAAACAAGACGCAUGCAGACAGAGGUGGACAAAAAAUGAUGUA
This is a messenger RNA of Poecilia latipinna (sailfin molly), 3426 nucleotides long. RefSeq names its product leukocyte surface antigen CD53-like. The record is from RefSeq and is a predicted model, not a curated record. Gene Ontology annotation, cellular component: plasma membrane. NCBI's taxonomy places the organism in Eukaryota, Metazoa, Chordata, Actinopteri, Cyprinodontiformes, Poeciliidae. The transcript is spliced from 8 exons. Bases 516 to 1214 code for a protein of 232 amino acids.